GGGAGCAACAGCUUUGCUUCUCUCUCAUCAAUUUUCGUUUCUUGCUUCCUAUUUCUCUCUCUCUCCCUCAACAUCGCCACUACUUUUUUCACAUAAAUUUUUUUGUAUCUUAAAUUUUGCAACUGUACCAUCCUUAAUUUCGACGCAAUUCUGAGAAAUUUAGACAGAGAAAAUACAAUGUUGGUGUCUGGUGAAGCAGCAGAAGCCCCCCCUAGUAAUAAUGGAGGAGCAAAUUCCACACAAAAUCAAAAUAAUUUGGAUCGGAAUUUGCAGUGUUCUUUUCCCAUCAUGCUUAAGUUUGUGGAUGUUUCAUAUAGAGUGAAGCUGCAUGGCGGCGGCGGGAAAUCAAGAACCGGCGGAAUAAUGAGCAUGCUCGGCGGCGGAGGCGGCGAUGUGGAGAAUCCGGCGCCGCGCCACCAGGAGCGGACGAUUUUGAACGGGAUAACGGGCACGGCGGUGCCGGGGCGGGUGCUGGCGAUCAUGGGCCCCUCCGGCAGCGGCAAAUCGACGCUCCUGAACGCGCUCGCCGGCCGCUUCCAGGGCGGCCAAGGCCUCGCCGGCGCCAUCCUCUUCAACGGCCGGAAAUUCAGCAAGCAAAUCGCGAAGAAAACCGGCUUCGUAGCGCAAGACGACGUGUUGUAUCCUCACCUGACUGUGAGAGAGACCUUGAUCUUCUGCUCGCUUCUCCGCCUUCCCGGCUCGGUGGGCCGGGAUGAGAAGAUCGCGGCGGCGGAGGCGGCGAUCGCGGAGCUGGGGCUGGGGCGGUGCGCGGACACGAUCAUUGGGAACAGCUUCGUGCGCGGCGUCUCCGGCGGGGAGCGGAAGCGGGUGAGCAUCGCGCACGAGAUGCUGGUGGACCCCAGCCUGCUGGUCCUCGACGAGCCGACGUCGGGGCUCGACGCCACGGCUGCCUACCGCCUCGUGGCGGCGCUGGGGGGGCUCGCGGCGAGGGGGAAGACGGUGGUGAUGUCGGUGCACCAGCCGUCCAGCCGCGCCUACCAGAUGUUCGACGAUUUGCUCGUGCUGUCGGAGGGCCGCUGCAUAUACUUCGGCACCCGGGGCCAAGCCACGCCUUACUUCGACAGCAUCGGCUUCUCUCCGCUCUUCCCCAUGAAUCCGGCCGACUUCAUGCUCGAUCUAGCCAACGGGGUAUGCCAAGUUGAUGGGUUUAGUGAGAGGGAGAGGCCUAAUGUGAGGCAAACUCUUGUAUCCUCCUAUAACAAUGUGCUUGCUCCAAAGGUUAAAACGGCUUGCAUGGAAGCUCCGGUGGUGGGGAAUGGGAAUGGGAAUCCUCCGACUAAGGAGUACAGCUGCACGAGCCAUUUAGCGACUUGGUUUAACCAGUUGAGCAUUCUGCUGCAGCGGAACCUCAAAGAGCGGAAGCACGAGACCUUCAACUCUUUGAGGGUGUUCCAAGUGAUCACGGCCUCGUUGCUAGGUGGUUUCAUGUGGUGGCAUUCCGACUACAGAGAUGUCCAGGACCGCCUAGGUCUCCUCUUCUUCGUCUCCAUCUUCUGGGGCGUCUUCCCCUCCUUCAAUGCGGUCUUCGCCUUCCCCCAGGAGCGAGCCAUCUUCAUGAAGGAGAAGGCAGCCGGGAUGUACACGUUAUCGUCCUACUUCAUGGCCCGGAUCACCGGGGACCUACCGAUGGAGCUCAUCCUCCCGACCCUCUUCCUGUCCAUACUCUACUGGAUGACGGGGCUCAAGCCCGAGCUCUCAGCUUUCGUCUUGACAUUACUCGUCUUGUUAGCCUACGUGCUUGUGUCCAUCGGCCUUGGCCUCGCGCUUGGUGCCUUCAUCAUGGAUGCCAAGCAGGCCUCGACGAUGGUCACAGUCACGAUGCUCGCCUUUGUGCUGACCGGGGGUUACUACGUGCACAAAGUGCCCCCCUUUGUGGCGUGGAUAAAGUACGCAUCCACGACGUUCUACACCUACCGGCUGCUCAUCAACGUCCAAUACGGGGACGGGGAGAGCAUCUCCUCAUUGCUCGGUUGCUCCUCGACGGGAAGACACCACGACAUAGCGACAUGUAGGUUUGUGCACGAGGACAUCAGCGGGCAGAUCCACCCGGCGUUGAGCGUGGGGAUUCUGGUGAUCAUGUUUGUAGGGUACAGAGUGUUGGCCUACCUUGCCCUAAGGCGAAUCAAAGCUUGAUGGAAUAGGGGAAUGGGAUGCACAAAGUGGUUUGUUGCUGAGAUGUUUUGUGUUGGAUUCGAGUUAACUCUAAUGGUGGAAGUAGGAAAAGAAUUAGUUUGAAUCAUGAUCAAGUGUAAUUAAAGUUGUAAGACAGUUGCUUUUUCAAUGUCACGAGCUAGCAAUUAACUAGCUAGCUGCCAUUUUAAUUCCAA
Molecule: messenger RNA, 2348 nt
Organism: Salvia miltiorrhiza (redroot sage)
Lineage: Eukaryota; Viridiplantae; Streptophyta; Magnoliopsida; Lamiales; Lamiaceae
Product: ABC transporter G family member 25-like
Exons: 3
Coding region: 178-2154 (658 amino acids)
Cellular component (GO): membrane
Molecular function (GO): ATP hydrolysis activity; ABC-type transporter activity; ATP binding
Source: RefSeq, a predicted model, not a curated record